This is a messenger RNA of Coregonus clupeaformis (lake whitefish), 2970 nucleotides long. Its product is annotated as UBX domain-containing protein 11-like. Bases 385 to 1635 code for a protein of 416 amino acids. Gene Ontology annotation, molecular function: ubiquitin binding. Gene Ontology annotation, biological process: proteasome-mediated ubiquitin-dependent protein catabolic process. NCBI's taxonomy places the organism in Eukaryota, Metazoa, Chordata, Actinopteri, Salmoniformes, Salmonidae. The record is from RefSeq and is a predicted model, not a curated record. The transcript has 15 exons.
CACGUUACCAAUGGCAACGAACUCCAAACAAUCCUCUGUAUGUAAAAGAAGAGCAAGCAUAAUAUUCGAACCUACAGAAUCUAGAGUCAUUCACUUUGUUUUAUGAAUGUGAGGAGAUGAGCUCACCACUUUCAAUGUUGGGGAAAAACCGACGGGUUCAUCUUCCUGGGCCCAUGAACCAGCAAGGGAGAAGAGUGCCUUUGAAGGAGAAUCCAUUUGCAGGUAUGGAAUUAAGAAUAUGAAGCUACUCUGCUGAAUGAUGUAUCUACUUUGAAUCACCCUACGCCUCAAGCUCAAGCCACUGAUAUUGCCUGUCCUUCCAAAUCAAAGGGCACACAAAGGAAAAGCAACAGCUGUUGUGCACCCCCUAGUGAUUUUGAGCUGAUGUCCUCCAUGAUGCAGAGGCUGAACCUGCUGGAGACCAAGGUGAAGACCCAAGCCCUGGACAUUGACCACAAGGAAAAAAUUAUUACAGUUCUGGAGGAGAAAGUGAAGCUUCUUCAGAAGUCAAAAGAGAAAAACAGUGAUAGGAGCAGAGAGGAUGAUCUCAUAAGAACAUGCCACAGGCUUCAGGGCCAGGUAUUGGAGAUGGAGCGGUUUCUGAACGACUACGGCAUGAUCUGGGUGGGGAACGGAGAGGAGUGCGACACAGCCAGUCAACAGGAAGUAGAGGAAGCUGAGCAGACCCAGAGCUCCGAGAGAGGGGUGUGGCAGCCAGAGACCUCUGUGGCCAGGAGGAACUUCCAGAUGAACUUUGACCUGGUGCUCCAGAACAUCCAGCAGUUGAACAUCCUGGCUGGAGAAGGAGAGUCCUACAUCAGGGCCACGUCCAGAGGGGCACAGCUGGCCCAGCAGCACCUCAUCCCACUGCAGCUCUACAGCAAUGGCAUCUUCAUGUUCAAUGGGCCCUUCCGCUCUUACCAGGAAGCCAGCACACAGCAGUGCAUGCAAGACCUGAUGGACGGAUACUUCCCUUCUGAGCUACAGGACAGGUUUGCAGAUGGGGUGCCCUUUCAGGUUCACGACAGGCGAGAGGAGGAGUUCAAAGAGAGGCGACCGUGGGCGGAGUUCCCUGGGAAGGGGCAGGCUGUUGUUGGAGGCACAGAGGGGGAGAAAUCAACAGACAGCUUAGGACACGCCUACUGUACACUCUCUCAGAUACCCGACAGAAAACUGACAAUGGACCAGUUCCUGAACAGGCUUCCCAAGGUCGUAGUGAAGGCUGGUAGAGUGAUUGACAUCAGGGACUCACUGAAAGCCAGUCUACAGGGCUCUUCUGAUGCUCCAAACAGCCAUGCUGUGACCCUCAUAGACACACCAGUGCUACAGGCCAUGAAAGAGAGGUUGGAGUUGCAUGAGACUGAUCCCCCCACCACGGCCCGUGAUGUCACCACACUGAGGGUGAAGUCAGAGGAUGGCGAGCACACCUACGUCAUGAAAAUGCGCUUCUCUGAGACCAUAGGUCACCUGCGCCAGUAUCUGGACAAGCACAGAUGGACAGAUACCCCAGCGUAUGACAUCAUCAGUGCGUUCCCACAGCGCUGCUACAGUGAGGAUUCCCAGACACUCCUCUCCUGUGGGCUCACUCCCAAUGCUGCGCUGCUUCUUAGGACUAGGCCAGCCCCACCGCAAUGACAGAGAACAACAAUCGCCCUGUCACUCUCAUGGUUAUAAAAUAUUUACUUUCAUAAACAUGUAUAUUCAGCUCUGAUAGGGAUGUGGCACUGGAGGGCGCCAACACUUACAAAACUAUCUUUUUCAGGAUCAUCAUGACAUUGGAAAAAUCCUAAAUUCCAUAGGAAUACAAUAACUUGCAUAAUUAUUGAUGCUGAUGCAGACAAUUCACCUUGAACCAUGACUGCUUAAAAAGGUAGAGUUAGCUAAAUAAUGUUGCAUGAGCAGCACCGCAGAUAUUGCGAUGAGCAAGACUUCGCUCUCAGUCACACUCAGUAUCUGCACAUGGGCACGGGAUCGCUUCACGCUCUUACAACGUGGUAGCCAAGGGACCAAAACAGCAGAGCCGUUUAGCCUCGCGCUUCAAUGCUCUUAGCUGUUGCGGAACAUUGACCCACUAUGCGGUUUGCUUUGUGCAUCUACGUCAUAUCACUGACUCAAAUGUACGUUUUUUCAAACAAAGUAAAUUACAAUUCAACAUAUGGGGGGAAAAAAUAUGUAAAUACAAUUAAGGAUACAAAUAUAUUAAAAUAAACAUUUUAAUUUUCGCAAAACAUUUGACAUAAGGCAAGUUUGUCUAACUUUGUUAAAGCUCAAAUGAGGACUCACAUUAGUCUCAUCUAGACAAUGUUAGACAUCCAAAUGUCUGUCCCCACUUAGUGUCAUGAUGUUCAUCAACUGAAGGAUAGCAUUUGAUGUGACAUUUCAUCAAUAAAUUAAAUCACUGUUUUUUGCUCUUCAAACACUGAAAAAAAUAAAAAUAAAAAAGGUUAGUGUCCAGUCAUGUCGCACAUUUUUUAAUGACAAAAUACUGACAUCCAUAAGUUAAGUUAUUAAUUUGAAACCAAACAUGUCUUGCUAUUAGAGGAUGGAAAGAAAAUAAUACUAUCAAUUGCAAGUACAGACAUGUUAAGGACAAAGUAGGCACAGGGACUCACAUGUUAGAUUACAGUAUGUUGCUCUGCAAGACUGAACAGACCCUUUACAACAACCAGUCCCACAAAUACAGUUAAGGAGUGUGUAAAAUGGCUUCAAUUCACAUCGUCACAGACCGUUAUCCACAUAACUAGCUGUGAAUGACAUAUCGUCUUCUUAGAGGACAACCCAUGAAGCAAUGUUUAAGGAAUGUAUGGAGAUGCUCUGUUGGCUGAAACAACAAAAGAGUUAAAGUUGAGAAAGAAAGCCACUAGAAAAUUUGCCUGGUAGUAUAUUGGCUUGCGUGGUGACGACAGCAAAAGCACAGAAAGGCACAAUUGAACAUCAAAGCAAGCCCACUACCUGAGAGAAAUACCUGCA